AUUGUGUAGUUAGUCAAACAACCCAUUAACAUUAAUUGCAAUUGUUUUAAAAUAGAAAUAUAUUAUUGGCAUAAGAAAUGUUGCAUAUAUAUGUGGAUUCUAAUACCAUAUAAAAACAAACCUUUUUACUAAUAUAUUUUAAAUUUAUAUUGUCAUUUUGCAAAUUAAUCCAAUAUUAGCUAAAACAGGUUAUGACCAUUAAUUUUAACGUUCGGGUGUCAAAAUUAAUUUAUUAUUAUGUAAUGAGUCAUCAUGAUUCAUGGAAAAAGUGUGACUCGUAUUUUUCUUUUUGUUUUCUUUGUCACUCUGACUCAGAUUCUUGCAUAAGUCAAAACAAGAUAAAGACCAGAGAGAUGAAAUAAAAAGGGUGCGACCGUGGACAAAGAAGCCAUACAAUUGUUUUUUCUUAUCUUUUACUCCUCCUAGUCCUCUACUGUUUUCGUGUAUGUGUUCAUAUAGUGUUUCAGAUUUUCAUUUUUCUUUAUCAAUCAAGACUUUUUCCGAUUUUGAUCUUGAAUUUUUAUCUAUUGCAGAUUUCCCCAACAGUGAAAUGAAUGGAUCAUCGAGUCAAAUUUCCAGUAAGAGGAAAUCAGUUCUACCAACUUAUAAGAUUGGUAAAACUCUUGGACAAGGAUCUUUUGCGAAAGUGAAAUUAGCUGUCCAUAAAACUACUGGACACAACGUUGCUAUCAAAAUCCUUAAUCGUGAGAAGAUUAAGCAGAUGGGAAUUGAAGCAAAAGUGGAGAGGGAGAUCAAAAUUCUCAGAUUGUUGAUGCAUCCUCAUAUCAUCCGUCAAUAUGAAGUUAUAGAGACACCAGAAGACAUUUACGUUGUCAUGGAGUAUGUUAAGGCUGGCGAACUGUUUGACUAUAUUGUAGAGAAAGGUAAAUUACAUGAAGACGAGGCUCGCUAUCUUUUUCAGCAGAUCAUAUCUGGUGUGGAGUAUUGUCACCGCAAUAUGAUCGCUCAUCGAGAUCUCAAACCGGAGAAUAUACUCAUGGAUACGAAAUGCAACAUAAAGAUUGCAGAUUUUGGAUUGAGUAAUGUCAUGCAUGAUGGUCACUUUUUGAAGACCAGUUGUGGAAGCCCUAACUAUGCUGCUCCGGAGGUUAUUUCAGGAAAACUGUAUGCGGGACCAGAAGUGGAUAUUUGGAGCUGUGGAGUCAUAUUAUACGCUCUACUAUGCGGUAAUCUUCCUUUCGAUGACGAAAAUAUGCCUGGUCUAUUCAGCAAAAUCAAGAAGGGAGAGUAUAUUCUUCCAGAUCAUUUAUCGUACGCCGCUAGAGAUUUGAUACCGAGAAUUCUUACGGUUGAUCCUAUGAUGAGAAUUAGCAUUCCUGGGAUUCGUCAACAUCCUUGGUUCAGUACUAAACUUCCCCCUUAUCUUGCUGCUCCUCCAUUGGAUACUACCGAACAAGCUAGAGAGAUUAAUGAGGAGAUCAUUCGAGACGUGGUCAACAUAGGGUUUGUUGAAAAACACGUUAGGGAAUCUCUUUUCAACAGAAUCCAAAACGAGGCAACCGUUGCAUACUAUCUGUUACUGGACAGUCGACGUCGUAGCCCCAGUGACUAUUUCAAGUCCAAUGUUAAUAGGAUUUCGAGUUUUAAUUCGACGAUUCCAGCUCAAACGGUUGCUCCGUUUGCUGCAUUGGUUAAUCAUCACCUCAUGGCUGGACUAAGACCACGGGUUAGCGCUGACAAAAAAUGGGCCGUUGGACUUCAGUCUCAAGCGCGUCCUAAGGACAUCAUGACUGCUGUUUUUAAGGCUCUUCAAGACCUGAAAGUGAGCUGGAAACAGAUUGGAGAGUACAACAUAAAAUGCAGAUGGGUUCACCAAAGUAAUAUCUCCAAAGAGAAAUCUAACAUGAUGGAAGCUGAACUUGCGAUGAUCUCACCAACCGUUAUCAAGUUUGAACUUCAGCUGUACAAAGCAGGUGAGGGAAACUACGUGCUGGACAUCCAGAGAGCUGAUGGACCUCAAUUUCUCUUCUUGGACCUGUCCGUCUCUCUUCUCAGAGAGCUACAUGUGAUCUGAAGCUCGAUAUCUCUUCGGAUAAUUCUUCCAUGCUUCACUGCUUGGAAUUCAAUUAUGCUAUCUAUGUUUUCUGUAAGCCAGCUUUGGUACUAAACAAAAAAAACUAGUUAAUUUGUAUUUUGUCUAUUUGCAUGAGUUUUUUCUCAAAAUGCAUGUGAUAAAAAAACAAUAUUUCUCAAUCUAAAUAUGAAAUUAUAUAUUUAAUGCCAACUCGAAAGAAAACAUAGUGUAAGAGAUUGAUUUUCGAACAAUAUAUGUCAUAUAUUCGUGACUUGUAGUUAUAAGAAUAAAAGAAAAUCACUAGAACUUCUUACAGUAUAAUGGUUUAGGUUAAAUUCGUAAGAGAUAAGGUAAUAAGAAUAUCUACAAUAGAACAGGAGAAUAUAUGAUGUAUCCUAGCUUGAUAUAGAAGACACAGAGCCGGCUCAGGUACAGGGGCGAACAGGGCGACGGCCCAGAGCCCAAGAGCAAGAGGGGCCCAUAAUAUUCUUUUGAGUAUUAAAAAUUUAAGUAGCAUAACAACUUAGUUAAAAAGAAAUCAAGGAUGUUCGUAUGUUUUCUUUUUUGUCAAAACGUUCCUAUGUAUUUGAUUUCUCUUUCCCCAUUAAAUUUUUCUUUCCCCAUUAAAACUCCAUUUCCCCAUAAACUAUUCUAGUUUUUGUUGUUUUAUGAGAUCACGCUUUGUCUUUUUAAUAUUAUUCUAUAUUCUUGAAUAAGACUUUUAGUAUUUUAGACGGAUAAAAUUUUUAGUUCUUAAUACAUGUCACUUCUUUCUAGUACUUAACAAUUAGAUUUUGCUGAACAUUUUAACAAAUUUUGAAAACAAGCGAUAAUACAAAUUUAAAAUUUUGAAAUCUGAUGGUAUAAAAACAUUUUAUGUGAGAUAAUUGUUUUAAUACGACUCUAAUCACUUCUAAUCCCUUAGAGCAUCUCCAAAAGACACUCUAUAACUUCAAAUAAGAAGUUUUUUACUCUCCAAAAAGGAACUUCAAAACUUCAAAUUUGAAGUUUUGAAGAGUGAAACUCUAUAUUUGAAGUUUCACUACUCAAAACUUCAAAUUUGAAGUUUCACAUUUUUAUUUGCAUUUUGGUCCCUACAAUCACACAUUAUCUUUACGAUUCAUAAAUAUAAUUUUGUUUAUUGUUUUAAUCCUUAAAAACAAUUAUAUCUCAGAUAUAUUUUAAUUUUGUUUACAGAUUUUAAAUUUUACACAUAAAAUUAAAUAUAAUUUUAAAAUAAGAUUUAAAUUUUUUAAACUAGAUUCGGACAACAAUAAUAUACAAAAGAAACUUAAAUAUUUUGAUCCGGAACCUUCAAAAAUUUUAAAUAUUGUCCAAAUAUUUUUGUUAUACUGAAGAUGGUUGUUGUUUAUGAUAUCUUUUUCGUACAUUCUUUAUUGUUCAUAUCGAAUAUAUUCACGAGUGUUAAUAUCAUGAAAAGAAAAUUAGUCUUUUAGCAAUAUUUUAUGUUUCUCUUUUAUUUUCUUGUUAUGAUCUUAUGUAUUUACAAGUAUCAAUAUCACCCGAUUUCAACAACUUUUAGCUCGUAA
Molecule: messenger RNA, 3585 nt
Organism: Brassica napus (rape)
Lineage: Eukaryota; Viridiplantae; Streptophyta; Magnoliopsida; Brassicales; Brassicaceae
Product: SNF1-related protein kinase catalytic subunit alpha KIN12
Exons: 10
Coding region: 446-2035 (529 amino acids)
Biological process (GO): intracellular signal transduction; protein phosphorylation
Cellular component (GO): cytoplasm
Molecular function (GO): ATP binding; protein serine/threonine kinase activity
Source: RefSeq, a predicted model, not a curated record